AUGUUUAUGAUGCCGUCGCAGGUUCGCAUUGUCCUUGAGCUUCUAGGCACCAAGUCUAACAUGUUUCCAGGUCGUGUCUCGACAACACAACCAAUUACGACGUACAAGCCUGGUGGUAGUACGCAAAGCCAGACGCCUAGAGGGCAGUACCAAUUGAAGGAUGCGAUUCUGCCUCCCGAGGAAGUCCUGUUCUCCCGCAAGGCAGCUCCUCAACGUUACGCAGAAAAAGAUAUCUACUUUGCCAACGAAGCACUCCCAGAUGGUGGACGGGAUGUUCUUCCCGAUAGCGACAUGCUCAAGGCCAUACAUGCCUAUGCCAGCCGGUAUUACGAGGCGCUCCCAGAGCGGCUGCGAGGUGAGGAAAGGAGGCAAUGUUUUGUCGGGUCACGUCAUAUCGAUGAGCGAAGUAUGGAUGAGACGGCGCUAUUGGCAUUCGGUAUCCUACUCGAGGAAGCGGCGCGGGAGGCACUUGGAAAGAAUGGCGACCUUGUCUUCACCGAGGGUUUGGAUCCGGGACAGGAAGAAAUCGAAGAUGAUGACAUUGACGCCGCAGAUAGUAGCGCUACGAAGCAAGAGACUCCCGUUGGCUUCGAGGAUAGGGAUUGCUUUUGGAAAAGAAGAUUACCCAAGAGGAGGAAGCUGGCACAAGAAGAAGAGUGA
Messenger RNA from Phaeoacremonium minimum UCRPA7, 660 nucleotides. RefSeq names its product putative membrane protein. The record is from RefSeq and is a predicted model, not a curated record. Gene Ontology annotation, biological process: nucleolar large rRNA transcription by RNA polymerase I. Bases 1 to 660 code for a protein of 219 amino acids. Gene Ontology annotation, cellular component: RNA polymerase I upstream activating factor complex. Lineage: Eukaryota; Fungi; Ascomycota; Sordariomycetes; Togniniales; Togniniaceae. The transcript has a single exon. Gene Ontology annotation, molecular function: RNA polymerase I cis-regulatory region sequence-specific DNA binding.